UCCCAGCGUCAUUAAUCCACAAAAUGUCUGCCAAUAAUUAAGCACUCGGCGUCUCUUUUCCUCCUUCUUCUUUUCUUCCGAGUUGGAUUAACAAUUAUAAAUAUUUUUCUUAAAUACUUAAUUUAAAAUACUAAUAAACUUUCUAUAUUUAAUUAUUUGCUGUCAUUCAGCAUGUAUAUUCAUCAAAUAAUUAUUGAAGGUUUCAAAUCCUACCAAGGACCGACUGCUUUUGAGCCUUUUCAUCCUAAUUACAACGUAGUUGUUGGUAAAAAUGGUUCUGGAAAAAGUAAUUUUUUGAAAGCCAUCCAAUUCGUUCUGUGCGACGAAUUUUACCAUUUAAGCAGCAAACAGUAUCAAGAUUUAUUCCACAAAGGCGUGUCAUCACGUUAUCCAUCAGCAUUCGUUGAAAUAGUUUUUAAUAACACAGACAGAAGAUUACCGAUUAGUAAAGACACAGUUCACCUUCGCCGCAGCAUCGGCCAAAAAUACGACAAUUAUUCUGUAAACAAAAAACUAAUUUCUAAAAAUGAUGUUAAAAAUUUACUCGCAUCAGUCGGAUUAUCUAACUUUAAUCCUUAUUAUAUUGUCCAGCAACGUACAAUAAAUAAACUGGUAUUGUCCUCUGAUGCUAUAAGAUUGAAACAACUUAAGGAAAUUGCUGGUAUUAAAGUUUUCGAAGCUCUUCGCGAAGAAUCAGUAAAAGAAUUUGAACUUAUUGAGCGUGCUUUAGCUAAUUCAAAUAAAUUGAAUGAUGAUUUUUCGAAAAAACUCGAUCUCAAAAGACUGGAGAGCAAAGAAGCCAAAGAAUAUCUCAGGUGGGACAAGGAGAGACGUAUACUGGAGUACGUCAUCAACGAAAAAGAAUUAAAAGCAACUGAAGGUUUGUUAAGAAAAGCUCAAGAUUUGUACAUUGAACAAGACACCGAACAAUUAAAAAUUGACAAGGAAUUGAAACAUGCGCAGCAAAUGAUUUUUGAAUCCAACAAACGUCUAGACAAAGCCACGCAAAAUGUUGCCAAUGCCAGGGAAGGAGUAAAUAUCUUCGUGAUCCAGCAGCAAAAGCUUCUGGAAAUAAAAACAAAUAUAACUAGAACAAUAAAUUAUUUAAAAACAACAAUUGAGAACGACCAGAAAACUCAAGAAAAUAACAAAAUAAAAUUGAGGGAAUUAGAAAAUUCAAUUACUAAAUACAUGAAAAAAUUAUCGCCAAUAAAAGCCGAGUACGAAUCAGUGAAACGUCGCGAAGAAAAAGUAACACAUGAUUUAAUAAUCAAAGAACAAUAUCGCAAAGAAUUGUGCGUUAAAAAACAACGCAAGCGUGAAUUUGCAGACAAAAGUGAACGCGACGAAUGGAUUAAACGUCAGUUAGAAUUACUGGACAAAGACAUCCAAGAAAGAGACGAGCUGAGAGUUAAAUUCGAAAAAGAACUUGAAGAAGAAAAAAUAAAUAGACGUAAUUUGGAGAGUGAAAUUAAAAAUCACGAUGAAAAUAUUGAGAAGCAACUUAAAUUAAUAUGUGAUUAUAAACAUAAAAUAUAUGAGCUGGAAAAAUUAAAAGACCAGUAUCAAGACUCGCGUAGAGAAUUUUAUCGCGAUAAAGAAAAUUACGAAAAUGAAUUACUGACAUUACGCGAGAAAUUGACAAAAAUAGAUCAGAGCUCUAUGAUAAGUAACGAUAUUGCCGAUGGACGGGAUAGUUUGACCAAAGUCCUUGAUAUUUUGCGGCAACAGCCUGGCAGACAACAGGAAGUUGACAGCAGUUAUUUCAAUAUGGUAAUUGAUAACUUUGUUUGCGACAAUGAUAUUUAUAACGCCGUAGAAGCUAUUGCCGGUAAUCGAUUGUUUAAUCAUAUCGUUGCGACUGAUGAGUUCGGCAUGGAAAUUCUUGACCAGAUGAACAGACUCCAGUUACCUGGCAGCGUAACAUUUUUACCUUUGAAUCGUCUGCCUACUGCUAAACGGCUUGAAUAUCCGGGGGGAAAUGAGUCAGUGCCUAUGAUGCGUCAUUUGCACUAUGAUAGCGAGGUUGAAAAAGCUUUCUAUCAUAUAUUUGGUAAAACACUUUUAUGUAGAUCUCUAAAAGAUGCCAUCGAUAUCGCACACAAGCACAAAUUUAACUGCAUUACCAUCGACGCAGAACAAGUCUCCUGGAAGGGAGAUCUCGCUUGCGGCUCUAGAAAAAACCGCAAGUCGCAUCUUGAAGUCAGAAAAAUACGCGAUAAAAUUCUGGAGCAAAUCGAUGAAAUAGACGACAAAUUGAUGCAUGUUAGAGAAAAUAUUUUGAAUGCAGACAAUGAUAUUAAUAAGAAUUUAAAUGAAAUUUGUAAAGACAAAAUAAAAUUAGAGAAGGCUGAAAAUUUGCUUGAAAAAUUAAAUGCUGAGAUUGAGGAACUGAGGGGUAAAUUUAAGGAGAUUGAAAAUAAAUGUGGAGCCAAGGAGAAAAUUUUGAAUGAAUGUCUCACUGGGUUGGAACUCAGACGCGCUAGUAGAGAAAAAUUAGAGAGUGAAUUGAAUGAAAAUUUACUGAGCCAACUUUCUGAAGAGGAUCAGGAACAACUUGACCAAGUGAAUGAUGAAAUUAAGACUUUGGUUGAAGAGAAAAAAGAAUUAGUUGACAAACUGGCGAGUCUGAGUCAUGAAAAAAAUCAGAUUGACAUUUUACUGGAGAAAAGUUUUCAAUGUAAAGAAAAAUUGGAAGUUGACAUUAAAAAGUUGGCGGCAACAAUUGAAGAUAAUUUGUGUGAAUUGAAUUCUUCAGAAAAACAAGUUGGUAAAAUUACAGAGGAGUUGGAAGCAAUCAGUGAUGAUAUUAAUAAAAAUGAGGAAAUUAUUAGCGCGAUGGAGAUUAAAACUCAAAUAGUUGAUGAAAUUAAGAAGUGGAAAAGGAAAGAAAUUGAUGCUACUAAAAAGUUACAGAAGAUAUUGAAGGAGUUGAAUCAUUUGAGGAUCAAAAUAAAUAGAUAUGGAGAAAAAAUACUUGAGUGCAAGGAAAAAUUAAAUAAAAUGGGUCCGUUGCCUCGGCGCGAUGUUUACAAAGAAUUCAAAGAUUUUUCAAAUAAACAAUUGAAUGAUAAAUUACAGAAGACUAGUAAUAAACUCAAGAAAUUUAGUCACAUAAAUAUAAAUGCGUUGGAUCACUUUGUGUUAUUCAGCGAACGUAGGGAUGAAUUAGUUGAAUCUAAAACAGAUUUAGAACGUAGUUAUGAAGAUGAGCGGGAACUUUUUUCUGUUAUGGAUGAAUGGAAAUCUGAUGGAAUUCAGUAUAGUUUUAGAAAAAUGAAUAAAUGUUUAAAAGAAACUUUUAAAAAAUUGGUACCAACUGGUAGCGCGCAGUUGGUUGUUAAAAUAAGAGAUAAAACUAAAAAUAUUGAAAAUAUUUCACGGCGGGAAUUUGAUUAUGAGAAAUUUACUGGAAUUGGUAUCAGAGUUUCGUUUAGUGGAGAAAUUGAUGACAUUCAGAUGAUGAACCGACUUUCUGGUGGACAAAAAUCACUUGUUGCAUUGGCGUUCAUAUUUGCCGCACAGAAAUGCAACCCGACUUCACUUUAUAUUCUUGAUGAAAUUGAUCAUGCGCUUGACCCGACGCACAGAGAAAAUGUCGCCAAGCUCAUUCGGGAAUUGAGCUCUGAAUCACAAUUUAUCACGACAACUUUUAGACCAGAGCAGGUCCGGUAUGCGGAUAAAUGUUAUGGUGUAAAGUUACACAAUAAAAUAUCAUAUUUGCAGCCUAUUUCUCAAGAAGAUGCUGCUGAUUUUAUAGAAAAUGAUCCCAGUGAAAAUUAACAUAACAUCAUUUUUAUUCUUAUAUUUUAAUUUAUAUUUAAAUAUUUAUUGAAUUUUUUUUAUAUUUUUUAAAAUAUGUUCGGUUUUUGUAUGAAUUAUUUGUCUUAUAUUUUUGAACUUUUUACUUUUAUAUUUUUGAUGUACGUUAAUAUUUUUAUAUCAAAAUAAUUAU
This is a messenger RNA of Microplitis mediator, 3955 nucleotides long. RefSeq names its product structural maintenance of chromosomes protein 3-like. Gene Ontology annotation, biological process: mitotic sister chromatid cohesion. The transcript has 4 exons. Gene Ontology annotation, cellular component: chromosome. Gene Ontology annotation, molecular function: ATP binding; protein binding; double-stranded DNA binding. The coding region runs from base 172 to 3783 and encodes 1203 amino acids. The record is from RefSeq and is a predicted model, not a curated record. NCBI's taxonomy places the organism in Eukaryota, Metazoa, Arthropoda, Insecta, Hymenoptera, Braconidae.